Micropterus salmoides (largemouth bass) is the source of this 7785-nucleotide messenger RNA. It is a transcript of the gene cacna2d2a, whose product is annotated as calcium channel, voltage-dependent, alpha 2/delta subunit 2a. Gene Ontology annotation, molecular function: voltage-gated calcium channel activity. The coding region runs from base 685 to 3891 and encodes 1068 amino acids. NCBI's taxonomy places the organism in Eukaryota, Metazoa, Chordata, Actinopteri, Centrarchiformes, Centrarchidae. The record is from RefSeq and is a predicted model, not a curated record. Gene Ontology annotation, cellular component: voltage-gated calcium channel complex. The transcript is spliced from 42 exons.
AUAGUGAUGCAAUAACUUAUAAUUAUUACAGCUCAGCAGAUUUGAUGCAGACAACAGUUACCUCCCUCACUGGCCACAACCAUAGACUGUAUAUAAAAAAGCCACAACCAACCGAGUUUUUUAGAAGAUUGUUGCACACCUCUGCUGAAUGUCUUUGAUGUAUGCAUGAGGGAGGAUUUCCUGUAGACCAAAGAGGCCAUUACCCAGGGGCCAUUAGGCCUCUAGUAGAGCAUGUCGAUGAGUGCUGAGUCUUGCUCUGUUUUCACAUGCAGCCACUUUUCUAUAGCAAGGGGAGUGAGUCAUCAUCAUCAUCAUCAUCAGGAUGAAAUGCUCUGACAUUUGAGCACAAAAGUCCCAGAGUGCCUUGCGGCCCAGCAUCGCUGGCAGAGCACCUGCGUGAUCCCUGACUGACUGAGCCAAGGACAACACGCCACAAGACCGGCAGUUUCUGCCUGUGCCUAGCAAAUGAGCUGCGAAACGUAAGACUUGCCUAAGAGCUGCCGAGUGUCCUGAACCUGGGCUUUGACUGGGAGACAACUGGAAAAAAACCUAAAGCCUUGAGCACCUUCACCCCUAUUCUGUGUUUUGCAAAGGUGCAAGUACGUCACGUCUAUACUAUGCCCUCCAGUUGAAAUGGGAAGAUCAGAGAACAAACAGCAGUGCAGGAAAAGCUAAUAAGACAGAAUGAUUCACUGGGCCGGACGCAUUGAGAAGGAGCUGGAAAAGGUUCUGCAGCACGUCACCGGAACUCAGCAGAUGAGAUCGAUUUAUAAUGAGAAGAAGAGCCAGUUUGAAAUCAAGAGAAACAACCCCAAGGACUUGGUGGAGAGAGUGGCACGGGACAUCUCCAAGCUGCUCAACAGUAAAAGGAAAGCCCUGGAGAAACUGGCCAGGGAAGCGGAGCAGCUACAGAAGGAGCAUGUAUGGCAAGACGGUGUGACGGAGAAUGCCAUUUCAUACUACGAUUCCAAAGCGGAUUCAGACUAUGCGGAAGAUGGAGAAGAGGAGAACCCGCUGGAGAGCUCGUUGUCUUUGGAGCUGGAGUUUGUGGACGCUCCCAAUUUUAAAAACAAGGUCAACUACUCUUCCAGUGCGGUCCAGAUUCCCACAGACAUAUACAAAGGCUCUCCAGUCAUCCUAAAUGAGUUAAACUGGACCCAGGCGCUGGAGAGGGUCUUCAUUGAAAACCGUCGGGAGGACAGCUCUCUGCGCUGGCAGGUGUUUGGCAGUGCCACAGGAGUGACACGAUACUACCCAGCCACUCCAUGGAGGGCGCCCAACAAGAUUGACCUGUACGAUGUCCGCAGAAGACCAUGGUAUAUCCAAGGUGCAUCGUCUCCAAAGGACAUGGUCAUCAUUGUGGACGUGAGUGGAAGUGUCAGCGGACUCACUCUGAAGCUGAUGAAAACCUCUGUAGUGGAGAUGCUGGAGACACUAUCAGAUGACGACUAUGUGAAUGUGGCCAGGUUCAACGAGAAGGCAGAUGCAGUUGUUCCCUGCUUCAGGACUUUGGUCCAAGCCAAUGUUCGGAACAAGAAGAUCUUCAAGGAGGCCGUCAUGCAUAUGCAAGCCAAAGGAACCACAGAUUACAAGUCUGGCUUCACAUUUGCCUUUGAACAGCUUCUCAAUGAGAGCAGUGCCCCGAGGGCCAACUGCAAUAAGAUGAUAAUGAUGUUUACAGAUGGCGGAGAGGAUCGUGCACAGGAAAUCUUUGAGAAGUACAACUGGCCCAACAAAACGGUUCGUGUGUUCACCUUCUCUGUCGGUCAGCAUAAUUAUGAUGUCACCCCAUUGCAGUGGAUAGCUUGUGCCAAUAAAGGUUACUACUUUGAAAUUCCAUCGAUUGGAGCCAUCAGAAUCAACACGCAGGAGUACCUGGAUGUCCUGGGUCGCCCCAUGGUGCUGGCUGGACCUAGAGCCAAGCAGGUGCAGUGGACAAACGUCUACCAGGAUGCUCUGGGUUUGGGCCUUGUCAUCACGGGGACGAUGCCAGUCUUUAACCUCACUGCUGACACUGUGAGCUCUCAGAAUCAGCUCAUCCUCGGAGUCAUGGGAGUAGAUAUUGCAAUCAACGAAAUCAAAAAGAAGACACCUACAUACAGACUUGGAGCCAAUGGCUACACUUUUGCCAUCGACCCAAAUGGCUACGUGCUGCUGCAUCCCAACCUGCGACCCAAAAUCAUUAACUUCAGGGAGCCUGUCACUCUGGACUUUCUGGAUGCAGAGCUGGAAGACAGCAACAAGGAGGAGAUCCGUCGACAGAUGAUUGAUGGCAAAUCAGGGCAAAGGAAAAUCAAGACGCUCAUUAAGUCAGUUGAUGAGAGGUACAUCGACGAGGCCAUUCGGACGUACACAUGGACGCCUGUGGAGGGUACAGAUUACAGUCUAGGGUUGGUGCUGCCCACAUAUAGUGAGAACCACAUCAAGGCCAACCUGAGUGACCAGAUCCUUCAGGUGCAGUAUUUUGAAUCACUGCUGCCAAACAGUUUUGAGUCUGAAGGACAUGUAUUCAUUGCUCCCAGGGAGUACUGCAAUGAUCUGGAGCUGUCCAACAACAACACCGAGUUCCUGCUCAACUUCAUCGCUCUCAUGGAGAAGGUGACACCGGACUCCAAACAAUGUGACAAUUUGCUCCUUCAUAACCUGAUUCUGGACACCGGCAUCAUAAGGCAGCUGGUCGAGAAAGUGUGGAAGAAUAAAGACUUGAAUACAUAUGGCUUUCUGGCCGUGUUUGCUGCAACAGACGGAGGUGUAACAAGAGUGUUUCCGAACAAGGCGUCAGAAACCUGGGAGGAAGAUCCUGAGCCGUUUAAUGCCAGCUAUUACCGCCGCAGUCUGGACAACAAGGGCUACAUCUUCCGAGCUCCUUAUCGAACAGCCAGGGACGACCUUCUGAACCCAGAGAACGACACCAUAGGAAUCCUGGUCAGCACGGCGGUGGAGAUCACAGUGGGAGGGAAGACCAUCAAACCUGCAGUGGUUGGAGUGAAACUAGACCUCGAAGCCUGGACGGAUAAGUUCAAGAUUCUUGCCAGCAACCAUACAGACAACCGUCAAGGACAAAAUACGUGUGGACCAAACAGGGGCUGUGAAAUGGACUGCGAAGCCAACAGUGAGGACCUCCUGUGUUAUUUAAUAGAUGACGGUGGAUUCCUAAUCAUGUCUAAUCAGAAGGAUGACUGGAACAAGGUGGGCAUGUUCUUCAGUGAGGUCGAUCCCUUCUUGAUGUACGCCCUCUACAACAAUUCCUUCUACAACCGCAAGCAGUCAUUUGACUACCAGUCUGUGUGCGAACGGGUGCCCAACAGUGAAGCUGGAGCUGCACCCAGAGGAGUCUUCGUGCCCACAAUUGCAGAUUUUCUAAACCUAGCGUGGUGGACAUCAGCAGCUGCAUGGUCCUUGUUUCAGCAGUUUAUAUAUGGACUGGCUUAUCACAGUUGGUUUGUCACAGAUGAGGUGGAUGCAGAAGGAUUCGACUUAAAAGAGCGGAGUUGUGUAAUGAUCCAGACCCAGUUCUACUUAAGUAAUCUCAGCAGUUCCUACAACAUACUGCAAGACUGUGGCAACUGCUCCAGGCUGUUUCAUGCCAAGAGGAUAAACAACACCAAUUUGCUGUUUGUGGUGGCAGAGAAGAUCCCAUGCAACACCUGCGAGAUAGAGAAGCUGUCCCAGGAGGAGGAGGAGUACAAGGAAGAAAAUCCAUGUGAAGAAAUGACUGUGGCACGCUAUCGAAAAGGGCCCUCCACCUGCUUUGACAACAACGUCUCUGAGAACACGUCAGACUGUGGACGAGGAUACUCCUUCCGUCCGUCCCUCUACACCUUACUGCUCAUUCAGCUGCUUCUGCUGUAUCCGGCCUUCAGCCCCCACAUUCACUCUCUUCUACAUUAAUUCCAUUUUCCUCCACUUCUGCUCCCAAGCUUGUUUCCCGACCUAAAACCGUCUGACCCAAACCCAACGCCCCUAAGCCCCUCUCCCUGAUAUAGUCAUAGGUAAUAAUGGGACUUGCCAUCACAGCAAGUUGGAAGCCCUGAGUGCCCCGCUACCCAGCUCGCUUCAGUCCGUGUCGCUUAGUGACAACUGCCGGACGUUUGUGUCCUCAGCCAGUUAUUCUUCAUCUGCAGGAAGAGUGGGUGGACCACCUGGAUCAUCCGACUCCCGCCCCCCCCCCCUACCCCGCCCAGCCACCCACCUCCAACCAAACAGAGAAGGAAGAGGAAAGAGGACAGAUCGACGUUCUCCACAAAGACCUCCUGCCUCACACAGACUGGAGAGCUGAGGUCGUCUGUCCGCCAACGCCUCUGUUUGUCAGACAGACGGUGGGACUUCUCCUCCUUCUUCUCUCUUCCAUCACACCGCUAUGUCACUCACCUCUCGUAAGAGGCCGCGGACCAUUCAGCCAGUUAAAGCCACCAUAAAAGAAAAUAACAGAAAAAAAAAAGAAAAAAAAAAAAAGGACUGUCAAGUAUACAAAAUGUCAAGUAUAAACUGCUAAACUAAAAGUGAUGAGUAAUCUAAACAUACAGUACUUUUUGGUUGUUAAUUUGAAAAGGAAGUCGUUAGGUGUUAACUUAAAAAGACAUGAAUUCAUUUAUGCACUAUAUCUACUUGCCAAAAUGAGAUAGACUUUCAUGUGGUCUUAUUUUUAUAGCCAAACACGAAGAGGAAACUGCUUCUGAUUUAGAAUUUAGGGAAAACCAUGAGAGGAAGAGGAGACACUCAGAAACUGAAAGCUGAUUCAUUUUGUGCAGCGCAUAAUUACAGAUUAAUGCUUUUAAAAGACGUCUACUGGGGAUUAUUGUAAUUACAUGAUGAUAAUCGCAUUUCUUGAAGUACUUUUCUCUUAUAUUCCCUAUUAAAGGCUAGUGCUGUCUGGCUCACACGUUAGUGACAGCUGUGAAAUAUGAAUCAGUGUUCGGUUACUGCGGCUUUGGAGCAUUGUUGAUGUUGUGUAGUAUUCUCCUUUAUGAUCAAUCGACCAUUCUGACCUCCUGUUUGGACUGAUGUUAAAAAAAAGAAACCUCUGUGCUCUCUGAUUGCGAAAGCUCACCUCUGCCAAUCCUCAUGAGGCUUCUCCAGUAACCUAAUCACGAUAUGUAUUAUGUGCUUUACUUCUGUUCACAUAACAGACAUACCAAGAUCUCUGCCUCAUGACCGUCUCAUAGUAGUUCUAGGUGGGGUAUUUUCUUCUUUUUUUUGUGGGGGGUGGAGGGCUUGUAUUACCUUUGACUGAUGCUGUUCAAACUUCAAAACCAUUCGCUGCUGGGGGAUAGGGGCUUAUCAACAUCUCCAACAAAAGUGCAGAAGAGGCAACUAAAUAUGGUGAUCACGUACAGUAGUAGUCUGGUUGUAAUCUGUCACAGUUCAUCAUUUGAUCAUUACGAUGUGUGAAAAGUCAUUUAGACUCCCAUGUUUAGGAGCCGCUCUGUUUCAUAGUGCCUUGAUGCACUUUGUUUUGGACCACAUCGGCUGUAUAAGAGUAGAGCUACUGUAUAGUACCUUUAUAAAGCAGCUAUCUUUGAGGCUUUGGAUAACACAGGAGCCCGUGAGACUGAAUCUGUUGGCUAUAGAAAUAGCUUUACACAGAGCCAAGGCGCUCUAGCUUAAUGUAUUUGCCCUCUCGGCUGUGGUUGCUGUACCCACUCCAGAGCCACCUGACUGCCAUUGUAUGAAGUUACUAUACCGUUCCUUUACAAAGCCAUGUAUAGAGCUACGAUACACUAUCAGUAUACAGCGACUUACCUGGCCAUAGAGUGUUUUUAGGGCCACCUGACCGCUACAGAUCUGCCUGAAUCGUAUGUGUUUGUUUGUUUGAUGUGUGUGUGUUUGUGUGUGUGUGUGUGUGUGUGUGUGUUAAUUUUAGUUUAAAACCCCUCAAAGGGAAAGGGUCUUUUUAAAUGAGUUGUGGAGUGUAUGAGGGAUGACAGUUGUGUAGCAUAGUGUGUGUGUGUGUGGGGGGGGUUCCUGUUGCUUUGCAGUGGACAAAAUCCAGUGUUGUAGAGAGAAAAAAAGGGAUUUUACUGAAACAAAAAGAAUCCAUCAUCAGUCUGCCUAAAUAUUAAUCAAAGGGAGCAGAGGUGUCCGAAAGAAUGUGUAGUUUAUCAGUGUUUCCGCUUCAAAUGCAACAUAGUUACAAAGCCUCUCUAAAUGCCUUAGUGUUACGGAGCUCUCAUAUGUCCCCCGCCAUCAUCUACUCUCACAAAUAGAUCCUCCAAAAUAUUCACUCCCACUGACUUUUCUUGGUGUUCUGCAGUAAGUGUAGUGAGCUCUAAUUUGAGUAUUUGUACGUCUUGGAAUGAUUUGCUUUGAUUGAUUGAUGCCUGUUCGAUUUUAAAAUGCUUGAAAGCAGGUGGGAGUUUAAAGCUUUCAAAAGCCUCUGACCUUUUUUGAUGUUCACACCCACCCAGACCUCACUGUAUCGCUCAGGUGGGACGGCUCACGCGUCGAUUUGAACCUUAACUACACACUCUGUACAGUUGUUGGUACUAUUUGAUGUGACAAACAUGCCGGCACAGUAACUACAGUGCGGCUCCAAACAAAUCUGACUCUGAAAAUGAAAAAAAAUUCAAUUUAAAGGCAUGUAUUUCCCGUUCGGCUCCUUUCAGUGUUGAUUACUGGCCAGGUCAUCUGAUGCCGGAUGCAGAUUUACUUUUCUGGCAUUUGUUUGUCUCUGUCCUGUGCCAUUAGUUCUGUCUGUAUAUCCCUACAGUAUUUCCACUGUCUGUAAAUGAGCGCUACAUGUGCCUGUGGAAAUGUACCCCCUGCAACUUCCUCUCUUUUCCUGGCUCUGUAUGCAUACAGUCUCACACAUAAACUUAAAUACUACAGUUUGUGCACCUGCACCGAGACAUUAUGCAGAACGCACGCGCGCACACACACAUACACCUAUAAGCAAACAUGUAAUGACACUUAUUCAUGCCCAGCUGGGAGAUGUCAAGCACCGGGCAAAAGUAAGCCAAGGACGUCACUUCCCAGGUGGUUUUUCUUUUGGUGAGCGGGUGGAAUGUCAGAGGCAAGCUCAGGGAGUGGGUCUCCACAGAGCAGCACGGGCCUGUCAAAGCGAAGGUCAUGGAGGAAUCACGUGGUGACGUCUGUGUGUGAAUCCCAACGGAAGAAAUCUUCUAGAGGGACACACAUCUGAUUUCUGUGGUUUUGCCAAAAAAAAUUUAAAAAAUAAAAUAAAAAAAAUAGAAAAUUGGACCAGCUUGGGGAUGAGAGGGAGGGGUCAGCUUUAGGACACGACCCUAAAAUAAGUAGGGGAUGGUUUUCAUAAAGCCUCUUGCCCCCUUCCCCAGACCCUCGCUGCAUCCGUGUUGGUGCGUCUCCGUGGGAAAGACACGUGUGUAUGUGAUUCUGUAGUCUGUAGUCUGGUGCUAUGUGACCAUGUCUGACAAGUGUGUGAAAAAAAUAACAGCAACAUUUAGAGAAAAAAAAUGAAUAAAAUCAGUCGAAUUUUAAGUGAAGUUUAAAAAAAUCUAUAUAGGAAUACAGCACUGUUGAUAAGUUUGAGAUCUGAAGUCGAAAUGUUUUCAAUUUAUUUUUACUUUGUUUUAUUUCUUGUACGUGUGUGAGUGUGAAUGUUGGUGUGCGUGGAAGAUUUAGCUCCUUCUUUUCUGGGCACUGGUCCAUGUCGCUCCAUUCUUUUGUACAGAUGAAGCUUAAAAAAAAGAAAAAAGAAGAGGGCAAAAUUUGUAAAAUAUUGUGUCUGUGACUCCUUGUAAAAUAUUUUCAAAUUGUUUAUUACAGAGAAUCAGUUAUUAAAUAAUGUUCAUAUUUUUCACUUCA